AACCAGCUUCGGUCCAGUUAACCAGUCAGCGAGGCGGCCUAUCGCUGAGGGUAGCGAGGGUGGCGUCCACCACCUCCGUCCGAGCCGCCCCCUACGCCCACCCCCAGCACCAGGAGCUGGGGCAGGAGUGCAGGUGUAGGGAGGAGACGGGGGCAUUGGGUGGAGGUGGUGCGCACAUCCUCGGCAGCCCGAUGCUGUUCGUCCCGUUCACGGUGCCCACCUUCCCCGCGACGCAUCAUCAGACGACCCACCCUGCGCAUCAGACGCAUCAUCAACAGCUGCAGGCCACUACCCAGAAUCCGGUUCAGCAGCCGCAACAACUUACCCAGCUCAAUCAGCUGAGCCACCUGAAUCACCAAGGUAUCGUGUCGGCUACGACCAACCAGCCGACCAUACAUAGCACCAGCUGUUCGCCGCAGCAGCAAUCAACGACCCCCAACAAGGAGAUGAAAGUUAACUGGGCGACGUCGCCGGGAAACCAACCAAAACAAGACACCAGCAGUGAGUACGAAAUUGAGUGUCUCGAAAUUUAUAUUUUCUUGUUUUAG
Messenger RNA from Colletes gigas, 548 nucleotides. RefSeq lists its product as uncharacterized. NCBI's taxonomy places the organism in Eukaryota, Metazoa, Arthropoda, Insecta, Hymenoptera, Colletidae. The transcript is spliced from 3 exons. The record is from RefSeq and is a predicted model, not a curated record. Bases 192 to 548 code for a protein of 118 amino acids.